AUGAGCAAGUUAAUGCGCCGAGAGCAGCAAUACAAACAAAUACAUAUACACGAACGUCCAGUCUUCGUCAACAUCCUUUACAAAGACAAAAAAUAUGGAAUCCCUCCAUCUCCGCUGACAACCAUGCAACCAGGAGCACUCAUUCUCCUCGCCGCCGGCGUGGCUCAAGCCCGCCUUGGGCCCUGGGAGCGCGCCGCACCCCUGCAGCCCCGCAACACGGACGAAGCGGUGAUAGUGACGAGCAAAAAAGUAAUCGUCGAGUGCGGCCAGGGAGCUUCGUUGUCCGAGCUGACCGAAAUGAUCACGGCGACUGGCGGCAACGUGGUCAAGACGUUCGACUCGGACGUCUUUGUCGGGCUGAGCGUCGAGACGGACGACGCGGACAGCCUUGACAGUAUUGUGCGUGACGGCAGAGGGUUGGCGGCCCGGGCGUGGCCAGUCGGCAGGGUUGAGGUGGCCCCUGUGCAGCCAAGUUUGGCAUUCAGCGACGAUGCGGCCGCUACAAAUUGGUCGGUGCACUAUUCGACCGGUGUAGAUGGGCUUCACGAAAAGGGCGUGUUUGGGAAGGGGGUUAGGAUUGCAAUUAUCGAUUCAGGGGUUGAAUAUACCCAUCCUGCUCUGGGUGGGGGACUCGGGGCCGGGUUCAAGGUUUCCGGAGGAUACGAUCUGGUUGGCGAUGCGUAUGAUGGCUCGAACGAGAAAAUCCCCGAUGCUGACCCCAUGGAUCAUCUUGGUCACGGUACUCAUGUGGCUGGUAUAAUCGCAGGGAAGAGUGAUUUCUUUGUCGGUGUCGCACCAGAAGCCGAAAUACUGGCCUUCAAAGUCUUUGGCGCUUUUGAAGGCACCGACGAAGACACCCUGGUUGACGCCACAAUCAUGGCCUACGAGGCCGGCGUCGACAUUAUCACAGCCAGCAUUGGUCGCGCCUCGGGUUGGGCUGACGGAGCCUGGGCAACCAUUGCCUCCCGUAUUGUUGACAAGGGCGUGGUUGUGACCAUCGCUGCCGGUAACAGUGGUGAGGAUGGCCCACUGUACGCCAGUAGCGGGUCGUCUGGCAAAGACGUCCUUGCUGUUGCUUCAGUCGACACGAGUGUCGUCCCCGCCAAGCCAUGGCACGCAAUCUUUUCCCUCAACGGCACCUCCAACACCACGCUAAUGGCCUACAUACCAUCCUCGAACCGCCCCCUGUGGAACUUUACCGGUCUCCCCAUCGUCACCCUAUCCCUGGAUGCAGCCAGCCCCUUUACCGGCUGUAACCCCCUACCGGCCGACACGCCCGAUCUAUCCAACUCGAUCGUUCUCGUCCAUCGCACCCAAUCCUGCUCCUACUACACCGUCCAGGCAAACCUCGAACCCUUCAACGCCACCGCCAUCCUCCUGCAAAACAACGACAACCGGCCCUUUGCGCCCGUCAACAACAACCAAUACAAAUCCGUGCUCGCCGUCGUCGACUCCCCUUCCGGCACCGCCAUCCUUGCCGCCCUUCGCGCCGGCGGCAACGUUACAGCCGAUUUCACACCGCCUUCAGACCCGGACUGGGCCGUCGGGUUCCGCGACUCGGCUGGCGGGAUCCCGUCCUAUUUCUCCUCGUGGGGCGGGACCAACGAACUCGAGAUCAAGCCCGACGUCGCCGCUCCGGGAGACGACAUCUAUAGCACGUAUUUGGAUGGGCGCUACGCAGUCCUGAGCGGCACAUCAAUGGCCACACCGUACCUCGCCGGCGUUGCGGCGCUUUACAUCAGCCAGCACGGCGGGCGCACGACGCACGGCCCAGGUUUCGCGCGUUGGUUGGCGCGGCGGAUCAUCAGCAGCGGCGAGACGCUGCCGUGGCAGGCGAUGCAGCCCCAGGCCGCGCCGACCGACUUUGGCUUUGCGGCUCCGGUGGCGCAGGUUGGCAGCGGGCUUGUCAACGCCACCAAGUUGUUGGAGCAGGUGACGGCCGUGUCGUUUGACGCGUUUGCGCUCAACGAUACGGUCAAUUUUAGGGCCAGUCAAAGCGUCGAGGUUACUAAUCGUGGUGCCGAACCGCUGACGUAUACUUUUGAGCUGCAGCCUGCGGGCGGGUUCAACAUGCAGGGCAGGACGUCGGGGUUGUUGGCUGAUGUUCUUGACGUGGCGCCGUUUGCUUUAGUGCCGAAUGUGACUUUUCCAGAGGGAAACUUUACUGUGCAGCCUGGUGAGACUAAGACUGCUAGGUUCACAUUCGUUGCACCGACUGUCGGUGAUGAAUCCAAGCUGCCCGUUUACAGUGGCAAGGUCUUGAUCAAGGCCAGUAACGGGGAGAAUGUGGGCAUUCCCUACUAUGGGGCUGCGUUCAACCUCAAAGCUCAGAUGAAAAACAAAAUCUUCCCUUCACCGUACCCAGUGCAGAGAUCCGGCCCUCAAAACCAAAACAUAGAUGUUUACAACUCCUACGCUUUCAACGUCAGUCUGCGAGCUCAAGACUUCCCCAAAAUCCAAACCAACUUCAAAUGGGGCGUCAAGGAGCUCCGAUGGGACAUCUUCGACGCCACCUACAACGAAUCGCAAUGGUCGUACCCACCAGCCGUUGCAACCGGUGGGUUCGUAGGCUCGGCAACGUAUUCACUAUCAGCAAGUAGGGCGCUCAAUUUUGACCCGGCCACCAUGGACAGAGAGCGCGUAGCACCGUUCCCGGUCACGGGCAUCGAGCGAACUUCGUCUUGGACCGAGCUCGGGAAGAGGUUUUGGUGGAUGGGGAAGUUAGCUAAUGGGAGCUACAUUGCACCGGGGACUUAUAAAAUGCGCUUUGCAGCUUUAACUCCCUUCAGUGACCCGAAAGAGGCUGAUAGCUGGCAUGUUUGGAAGACGCCGGACAUUACCAUCCGACCUUAUCAGGUCUAG
This is a messenger RNA of Pyricularia grisea, 2862 nucleotides long. RefSeq lists its product as uncharacterized. The transcript is spliced from 9 exons. Lineage: Eukaryota; Fungi; Ascomycota; Sordariomycetes; Magnaporthales; Pyriculariaceae. Gene Ontology annotation, molecular function: serine-type endopeptidase activity; tripeptidyl-peptidase activity. Gene Ontology annotation, biological process: proteolysis. Bases 1 to 2862 code for a protein of 953 amino acids. The record is from RefSeq and is a predicted model, not a curated record. Gene Ontology annotation, cellular component: cytosol; membrane; cell wall.